Molecule: messenger RNA, 303 nt
Organism: Necator americanus (New World hookworm)
Lineage: Eukaryota; Metazoa; Nematoda; Chromadorea; Rhabditida; Ancylostomatidae
Exons: 5
Coding region: 1-303 (100 amino acids)
Biological process (GO): GPI anchor biosynthetic process
Cellular component (GO): endoplasmic reticulum membrane; dolichol-phosphate-mannose synthase complex
Source: RefSeq, a predicted model, not a curated record
AUGGUUUCACAAGCCGUCCUUUAUGCCGGUCAUGUGCUGCCUGUUGGUUUACUAUGGCUCGCUUGCGUAACGGGAUUCUUUCCUCUGAUGAAACUUGGCCCCGAUUGUGACUGCUUCCGCCAUGUUGUGUUGUAUGCUCCAAUCUACGCCGUUCUUCUUCUCGGGAUAUAUGCGAUGGCCUCAGUGGUGCAUGGUGUCCUUACAUUUAACGAUUGUCAGGCUGCAAGGGAAGAAUUGACGACUGUCAUUAUCACUGCAAAAAACGCCUGCUUGCAAAUCCAGAGGCCGUUGUCUUUUUUCUGA